Molecule: messenger RNA, 8806 nt
Organism: Acanthaster planci (crown-of-thorns starfish)
Lineage: Eukaryota; Metazoa; Echinodermata; Asteroidea; Valvatida; Acanthasteridae
Gene: prpf8
Product: pre-mRNA processing factor 8
Biological process (GO): spliceosomal tri-snRNP complex assembly; mRNA splicing, via spliceosome
Cellular component (GO): catalytic step 2 spliceosome; U5 snRNP
Molecular function (GO): pre-mRNA intronic binding; U6 snRNA binding; metallopeptidase activity
Source: RefSeq, a predicted model, not a curated record
UCGAGACGUCAUUGUUGCCAAAGUAGUCUGGUAACCGCAUUUGGAUUGGCGGUAUAAUAAUGCUGUUCACUUUAUUCGCUCCAGGGAUGCGAUACGGGUGAGCGCGAGAGUCUGAAACUAAACCAAUUACCAGCAAGCGUGAGCCGUUUUUAGAUUUGUUACGGAGCUGAAUGGACACGAGGUGAUUCCCCCUUUGCAAGAUGGCAACCCUCGUCGGUGGCUAUGCCCUGGCUCCACCAGGCACCUAUCCACCCCAGCCCAGUGUGGUCCCUCAAGAGGUGCCCAGCUACAUGAUGGAGGAGAAGCUUCAAGAAAAAGCUCGAAAAUGGCAGCAGCUGCAGUCCAAGCGUUAUGCCGAGAAGCGAAAGUUCGGCUUUGUGGAUGCCCAGAAAGAGGACAUGCCCCCUGAACAUGUGCGGAAAAUCAUCCGUGACCACGGCGACAUGACCAACAGAAAGUUUAGACAUGACAAGAGGGUAUACUUGGGGGCCCUGAAGUACAUGCCUCAUGCCGUUCUCAAGCUGAUUGAGAACAUGCCCAUGCCGUGGGAGCAGAUUCGCGACGUCAACGUCUUGUACCACAUCACCGGAGCCAUAUCAUUUGUCAACGAGGUGGCCAGGAUCAUUGAACCCGUCUACAUUGCACAGUGGGGAACCAUGUGGAUCAUGAUGCGACGCGAGAAGCGCGACCGUCGCCAUUUCAAACGUAUGCGCUUCCCACCCUUUGAUGACGAAGAGCCGCCGCUGGACUAUGCAGACAACAUUCUGGAUGUGGAACCACUAGAGCCAAUCAACAUGGAGCUUGAUCCAGAAGAGGACGGGCCCGUCUACGAGUGGUUCUAUGAUCACAAACCACUAAUUGACACAGUCAAUGUGAAUGGCACCAGCUACAAGAGUUGGCGGCUGACCCUGCCCAUGAUGUCCACCGUCUACCGGCUUGCCAAUCAGCUGCUGACUGACCUCAUGGACGAAAACUACUUCUACCUAUUUGACCUCAAGUCUUUCUUCACCUCCAAGGCCCUCAACAUGGCCAUCCCCGGCGGUCCCAAGUUUGAGCCACUUGUGCGAGACGCCACCCUCCUGGAUGAGGAUUGGAAUGAGUUUAACGACGUGAACAAGAUUAUCAUCCGCCAGCAAAUCCGUACAGAGUACAAGAUAGCUUUCCCGUACCUCUACAACAACCUGCCUUACUACGUCCAGCUGACAUGGUACCACACCCCAAGUGUUGUGUUCAUUAAGACAGAAGAUCCUGAUCUACCUGCCUUCUACUUUGAUCCCCUUAUCAACCCAAUCUCCCACAGACACAGCGGAAAGGUGGUUGAGCCUUUACCGGAUGACGAUGAGGAGUUUGAGCUGCCUGACUACGUCCAGCCCUUCCUGCAGGACAGGCCGCUGUACACAGACAACACGGCCAAUGGCAUUGCUUUGCUGUGGGCACCGAGACCCUUCAACCUGCGCUCUGGCCGGCACAGACGAGCAGUGGAUGUACCGUUAGUCAAAUCCUGGUACCGCGAACACUGCCCAAGCGGUCAGCCGGUCAAAGUUCGCGUCUCGUACCAGAAACUCCUGAAGAUCUAUGUCCUGAAUGCCCUCAAGCACAGGCCCCCAAAGUCGCAGAAAAAGAGGUACCUAUUCCGUUCCUUCAAGGCAACCAAGUUUUUCCAGUCCACUACAUUGGAUUGGGUGGAAGUGGGCUUGCAGGUGUGCCGGCAAGGCUACAACAUGCUUAACCUGCUCAUCCACCGCAAAAAUCUCAACUAUCUCCAUCUGGACUACAACUUCAACCUGAAGCCUGUCAAGACGCUGACCACCAAGGAGCGUAAGAAGUCCCGUUUUGGCAACGCCUUCCAUCUGUGUCGUGAGAUCCUUCGGCUGACCAAGCUGAUUGUGGACAGCCACGUGCAGUACAGACUGGGCAACGUAGAUGCAUUCCAGCUUGCUGAUGGCCUACAGUACAUCUUUGCCCACGUUGGACAGCUGACUGGCAUGUACCGCUACAAGUACAAGCUGAUGAGACAGAUCCGGAUGUGCAAGGACCUCAAGCAUCUGAUCUAUUACCGCUUCAAUACGGGCCCGGUGGGCAAGGGCCCCGGCUGCGGGUUCUGGGCACCCGGCUGGCGCGUCUGGGUCUUCUUCCUGCGUGGCAUCACCCCGCUUCUGGAGCGCUGGCUGGGCAACCUACUGUCCAGACAGUUUGAGGGACGGCACUCAAAGGGGGUCACCAAGACGGUCACCAAGCAGCGCGUGGAGAGCCACUACGACCUGGAGCUCAGGGCAUCGGUGAUGCAUGACAUCUUGGACAUGAUGCCAGAAGGGAUUAAGCAGAACAAGGCUCGCACCAUCCUGCAGCAUCUCAGUGAGGCGUGGCGCUGCUGGAAGGCCAACAUUCCCUGGAAGGUUCCUGGCUUGCCCACACCCAUCGAGAACAUGAUCUUGCGCUACGUCAAGUCUAAGGCUGACUGGUGGACUAACACGGCCCACUACAACCGAGAGCGUAUCCGGCGGGGGGCCACUGUGGACAAGACAGUCUGCAAGAAGAACCUGGGCAGAUUGACUCGGCUGUAUCUGAAGGCGGAGCAGGAGAGGCAGCACAACUACCUGAAAGACGGACCCUACAUCACCGCAGAGGAAGCCGUGGCCAUAUACACCACCACCGUCCACUGGCUGGAGAGCCGUCGAUUCUCCCCAAUCCCCUUCCCACCUCUCUCCUACAAACACGACACUAAGCUGUUGAUCCUGGCCCUGGAGAGACUCAAGGAGGCUUACAGUGUCAAGAGCCGGUUGAACCAGUCACAACGUGAGGAGUUGGGCCUGAUUGAGCAGGCGUAUGACAACCCCCAUGAGGCCCUCAGUCGCAUCAAGCGUCACCUCCUGACCCAGCGUGCCUUCAAGGAGGUCGGCAUCGAGUUCAUGGACCUGUACAGUCAUCUGAUCCCUGUCUACGAUGUGGAGCCUCUGGAGAAGAUCACCGAUGCCUACCUGGACCAGUACCUGUGGUAUGAAGCAGACAAAAGGCGUCUCUUCCCCCCGUGGAUCAAGCCAGCUGACACCGAACCCCCGCCACUGCUGGUGUACAAGUGGUGCCAAGGCAUCAACAACUUGCAGGACGUAUGGGACACUGCAGAGGGCGAGUGCAACGUCAUGAUGGAGUCACGCUUUGAGAAGAUGUACGAGAAGAUCGACUUGACCCUGCUCAAUCGACUCCUGCGUCUCAUCGUGGACCACAAUAUCGCCGAUUACAUGACGGCCAAGAACAAUGUCGUCAUCAACUACAAGGAUAUGAACCACACCAAUUCCUACGGCAUCAUCCGCGGUCUACAGUUUGCUUCCUUUAUUGUCCAGUACUAUGGUCUGGUACUUGACCUCCUGGUGCUGGGCCUCCACAGGGCCAGUGAGAUGGUUGGGCCCCCUCAAAUGCCAAACGACUUCUUACAGUUCCAGGAUGUUGCCACGGAAACGAGCCACCCAAUCAGACUCUACUCUAGAUACAUCGACAGGGUUCACAUUUUCUUCAGAUUCUCAGCAGAGGAGGCCCGUGACCUAAUCCAGCGCUACUUGACGGAGCACCCCGACCCCAACAAUGAAAACAUCGUUGGCUACAACAACAAGAAAUGCUGGCCUCGAGAUGCCAGGAUGAGACUCAUGAAACACGACGUCAAUCUUGGUCGUGCCGUCUUCUGGGACAUGAAGAACCGUCUGCCCCGUUCCAUCACCACCUUCCAAUGGGAGUCCAGCUUCGUCUCCGCCUACAGCAAGGACAACCCCAACCUGCUCUUCAACAUGUCUGGCUUUGAGUGCCGCAUACUGCCUAAGUGUCGGACGACUUCGGAGGAGUUCACCCACAAGGAUGGAAUCUGGAACCUGCAGAACGAGGUGACCAAGGAGCGCACUGCCCAGUGUUUCCUGCGAGUCGAUGAGGAAUCCAUGCAACGAUUCCACAACAGGGUCCGACAAAUCCUCAUGGCAUCUGGGUCCACAACCUUCACCAAGAUUGUCAACAAGUGGAAUACAGCCCUGAUCGGCUUGAUGACCUACUACCGCGAGGCAGUGGUCAACACCCAGGAGCUGCUGGACCUGCUGGUCAAGUGCGAGAAUAAGAUCCAGACCCGCAUCAAGAUCGGUCUGAACUCCAAGAUGCCCAGUCGGUUCCCACCAGUCGUCUUCUACACACCCAAGGAGCUUGGUGGCCUGGGCAUGCUGUCCAUGGGCCACGUGCUGAUCCCCCAGUCUGAUCUGAGGUGGUCCAAGCAGACAGAUGUCGGCAUCACCCACUUCCGAUCUGGUAUGAGCCAUGACGAGGACCAGCUCAUCCCCAACCUGUACCGCUACAUCCAGCCCUGGGAGAGCGAGUUCAUUGACUCGCAGCGGGUGUGGGCUGAGUACGCGCUGAAGAGGCAAGAGGCCAACGCUCAGAACAGGCGCCUGACUUUGGAGGAUCUGGAAGAUUCGUGGGAUCGUGGCAUACCUCGCAUCAACACGCUGUUCCAGAAAGACCGACACACCCUGGCUUAUGACAAGGGCUGGAGAGUCCGCACGGACUUCAAGCAGUACCAGGUCCUGAAACAGAACCCCUUCUGGUGGACCCACCAGCGCCACGAUGGCAAGCUGUGGAACCUCAACAACUACCGGACUGACAUGAUCCAGGCCCUCGGGGGCGUGGAGGGAAUCCUGGAACACACACUGUUCAAGGGCACCUACUUCCCCACUUGGGAGGGUCUCUUCUGGGAGAAGGCCAGCGGCUUUGAGGAAUCCAUGAAGUACAAGAAGCUGACCAACGCCCAGCGAUCUGGUCUGAACCAGAUCCCCAACCGUCGCUUCACCCUCUGGUGGUCGCCCACCAUCAACAGAGCCAAUGUCUACGUAGGUUUCCAGGUCCAGCUGGACCUGACCGGCAUCUUCAUGCACGGCAAGAUCCCCACUCUCAAAAUCUCCCUCAUCCAGAUAUUCAGGGCCCACUUGUGGCAGAAGAUCCAUGAGAGUGUGGUCAUGGACUUGUGCCAGGUAUUCGACCAGGAGCUAGACGCCCUGGAGAUUGAGACGGUACAGAAGGAAACCAUCCAUCCAAGGAAGUCAUACAAGAUGAACAGCUCUUGCGCCGACAUCCUCCUCUUUGCCUCCUACAAGUGGAACGUCUCGAGACCAUCACUCCUAGCCGACAGCAAGGACAUGAUGGACAGCAGCACCACCCAGAAGUACUGGCUGGACAUCCAGCUGCGUUGGGGUGACUACGACUCCCACGACAUUGAGCGCUACGCCAGGGCCAAGUUCCUGGACUACACUACGGACAAUAUGAGUAUCUACCCCUCACCCACAGGGGUACUCCUGGCUAUUGAUUUGGCCUACAACCUCCAUAGUGCAUUUGGGAACUGGUUCCCAGGUAGCAAGCCCUUGAUCCAGCAGGCUAUGGCCAAGAUCAUGAAGGCCAACCCUGCCCUCUACGUUCUGCGAGAGCGUAUCCGCAAGGGUCUCCAGCUCUACUCCUCGGAGCCCACCGAGCCCUACCUGUCCUCCCAGAACUACGGCGAGCUGUUCUCCAACCAGAUCAUCUGGUUCGUGGAUGAUACCAAUGUGUACCGAGUCACCAUUCACAAGACUUUUGAGGGCAACCUGACCACCAAGCCCAUUAACGGAGCCAUCUUCAUCUUCAACCCUCGCACCGGCCAGCUCUUCCUGAAGAUCAUCCACACCUCGGUCUGGGCCGGCCAGAAACGUCUGGGCCAGCUGGCCAAGUGGAAGACGGCCGAGGAGGUAGCUGCCCUGAUCCGCUCCCUGCCUGUGGAGGAGCAGCCCAAGCAGAUCAUUGUCACCAGGAAGGGCAUGUUGGAUCCCCUGGAGGUUCACUUGCUAGACUUCCCAAACAUCGUCAUCAAGGGCAGUGAGUUGCAGCUGCCCUUCCAGGCCUGCCUGAAGGUGGAGAAGUUUGGUGACCUGAUCCUUAAGGCGACGGAGCCCCAGAUGGUGCUCUUCAAUCUCUACGAUGACUGGCUCAAGACUAUCUCCUCCUACACGGCCUUCUCACGUCUGAUCCUGAUCCUGAGGGCACUGCACGUCAACAAUGAUCGCACCAAGGUGAUCCUAAAGCCGGACAAGACCACCAUCACGGAGCCCCACCACAUCUGGCCCACACUGACUGACGAGGAGUGGAUCAAGGUGGAGGUGACGCUGAAGGACCUCAUCCUGGCCGACUACGGCAAGAAAAACAAUGUGAACGUGGCAUCCUUGACCCAGUCAGAGAUCAGGGACAUCAUCUUGGGCAUGGAGAUCUCAGCGCCCUCGCAGCAGCGUCAGCAGAUUGCCGAGAUUGAGAAGCAGACCAAGGAGCAGUCACAGCUGACGGCCACCACAACCAAAACCGUCAACAAACAUGGUGAUGAGAUAAUCACCUCCACAACCAGCAACUACGAGACGGCCACCUUCUCGUCCAAGACGGAAUGGCGGGUGCGAGCCAUCUCGGCCACCAACCUCCACUUGCGUACCAAUCACAUCUAUGUGUCCUCAGAUGACAUCAAGGAGACUGGCUUCACCUACAUCCUGCCCAAGAACGUUCUCAAGAAGUUCAUUACCAUCUCAGAUUUGAGGGCCCAGAUUGCCGGCUACCUGUAUGGCGUCAGCCCCCCAGACAACCCUCAAGUUAAGGAGAUCCGAUGCAUCGUGAUGGUCCCCCAGUGGGGCACACACCAGACUGUCCAUCUACCCAACCAGCUGCCUGAUCAUGAGUUUCUGAAGGAGAUGGAGCCCUUAGGUUGGGUGCACACCCAGCCCAACGAGCAGCCCCAACUCUCUCCUCAAGAUGUCACCACCCACGCCAAGAUCAUGGCUGACAACCCAACGUGGGACGGCGAGAAGACUAUCGUCAUCACUUGCAGCUUCACCCCCGGGUCCUGUUCCCUGACCGCCUACAAGCUGACGCCCUCGGGCUACGAAUGGGGCCGCUCCAACACGGACAAGGGUAACAACCCAAAGGGCUACCUGCCAUCGCACUAUGAGCGGGUGCAGAUGCUGCUGUCAGAUCGCUUCCUGGGCUUCUUCAUGGUCCCCGCCCAGGGCUCCUGGAACUACAACUUCAUGGGUGUGCGCCAUGACCCCGGGAUGCGCUACGAGCUCCAGCUGGCCAACCCAAAGGAGUUCUACCAUGAGGUCCACCGGCCAUCCCACUUCCUCAACUUCAGCUCCCUGGAGGAGACCAGCGACCUGAUGGGCAGUGACCGAGAGGACAUGUACAAGUGAUAAGACUUUCGAGAAGAGUCUCUCUGAGUGGAAUGGACAAUUACAAGUGGAGGCAUGUAAGUAGGUGGGUUGGUGAUUACAACAGGGGUGGGAUGGUGAAUGGAUGAAGUGGUUCAAUUCCAGCAAUGGUUGCAUUCUUGAAUCUUGUUCUUAUAAAACUUUCAUCUGUUUGGGAUGUGUCUUUUGUGGGCAACACGAGAUAUAACUCAUUCCUUAGAGUGGGGGAAUUACAGACUGAGGACUGUAAGCAGGUGGGUCGGGAUUUGUAAGGAGGGAGGAAUCUGGUUCAAUACAGCAAUUAUCCUACUCAACGAUUAAUAUUUUGGCAGUGAAGGGACUUUCCUGAGCACCUCUAGGUGGGACUCGUUUCCAACAGUUUGCAGAUUACAAAUGAAGAAUUGCAAGUAGGUGAAUAAGGUUUCUAAGGGAAGGGUUAACCAAAAUGAUGGAUAGAUAUCAGUAAUGGCCCAAACUUUAUGAAAUCUUAAAUCCUUUGCAGUGCACCAACUUUUAUGGGAAGUCUCACAAAGUACCUCAUUCCCUGUAGAGGUUUGGAGAAAUAAAUAUUUUAAGUAAUUGUGUACAGAGCUUACAGCCAACUGAUAGUAUGAUGACAAACCUGAUGGAAUGGAAUUAGAAGGGUGGGGUUUCUUUAUCUGUGUUGUUUCUAUACAAAAGGCAAAUGAGGUUCAAAGCCAUGAGAAUUAAUGGAGGAGGUAAGAUCUUGUUUUAGUUUUGGGUGACAACUGGUCGCACUCGUAAAGCUGUCUCUGUCAGAUUGUCAUUGUUAAAUUACCAGAGUUUCUUGUAUGUACUUUAAGGGCUCUUUUUCAGCUGCUGUUAUUUAAGAAAUCAGUUUUUAAACCUUUUUUAAUAUUCUGAAUAGGAGUUUGUAAGCCAUUUCCGAAGGAAUUAAUUGGAUAAUUACUGGAGGAAGAAGAAAUGGCUCUCAGAAUUAGAUUGAAAUCAUUAAAGGCAGCUUUCGUCUAGUAUUCUCUAAACAUAAUGAAAAAAAUGGUUUUGGGUUGAUUUUUUAAAUAAUGAGUCACUGAUACAUAAAUUGGAGGCACCUGUGUUUUGACGUUCGGAGUUCCGGAUAGAGCAGUAGGAGUGUUGUACUGUAUGUCAUCUUUGAGUUUUCUAAUUAAAGGAAAUACUACAUUUAAAGCUGGAUGCUGAUGCUGGUGUAAAGUUUGACUAGAAAUGAAAUAGAAAACGCUUUUGUAAAUCGUAAGAUUUGGAAAAAAGAUAAAACCAAAACGUUGCCAUGCAUAUUUCAAAUUGUCACAAUAGAUUUACGUGUAAUAACUCGAGGCAAAGGUACAUGUGGGUCGUAUCAGAUUUUUUUGCUGUGACAAUUUUGCUGUUAAUUUUGUUUCCUGGAAGUUGUCAUUUUCGUUAUUGUACUGUUUGUGUUUAGUGACCUAUUGUGAGGUUUUCAGUUCAUUGAUUUGGAUUAUUUGUUUUGUUUGGUCCUCGUCAUAGUUUUACAACAUACUGUAGUGUAUGUACGUUGUAGAAGCAUUAUGAUUUACUUUGGAAAUUAAACGCCUCGGAUGUGUACUCAAAAGUUUGAUAAA